Molecule: messenger RNA, 537 nt
Organism: Oncorhynchus gorbuscha (pink salmon)
Lineage: Eukaryota; Metazoa; Chordata; Actinopteri; Salmoniformes; Salmonidae
Product: repetitive proline-rich cell wall protein 2-like
Exons: 1
Coding region: 1-537 (178 amino acids)
Source: RefSeq, a predicted model, not a curated record
AUGGCAUCCCUAAAGAUAGCAUCCCUAAACCUGGCAUCCCCAAAGAUGGCAUCUCCAAACCUGGCAUCUACAAACCUGACAUCCCCAAAGAUAGCAUCCCCCAAACCUGGCAUCCCUAAACCUGGCAUCCCUAAACCUGGCAUCCCUAAACCUGGCAUCCCUAAACCUGGCAUCUCCAAACCUGGCAUCUACAAACCUGACAUCCCCAAAGAUAGCAUCCCUAAACCUGGCAUCCCUAAACCUGGCAUCUCCAAACCUGGCAUCCCUAAACCUGGCAUCCCCAGAGAUAGCAUCCCUAAACCUGGCAUCCCUAAACCUGGCAUCCCCAGAGAUAGCAUCCCUAAACCUGGCAUCCCUAAACCUGGCAUCCCUAAACCUGGCAUCUCCAAACCUGGCAUCCCUAAACCUGGCAUCCCCAGAGAUAGCAUCCCUAAACCUGGCAUCCCUAAACCUGGCAUCUCCAAACCUGGCAUCCCUAAACCUGGCAUCCCCAAACCUGGCAUGCAGCGAGCCACACACACUCCUGCCAGUCUCUGA